AUGGCAUAUGACCGAUACGUCACUAUCUGCAAACCACUGCACUAUGAGAGGGUGAUGAACAGGACAGCUUGUGUCCAAAUAGCAGCCAGUGCCUGGAUCAGUGGUCUUCUCAAUUCUGCACUGCACACUGAGAGCACAUUUGUCAUAACCUUCUGUGGAGGCAACAUGGUGGAUCAGUUCUUCUGUGAAAUCCCCCAGCUACUCAAGCUCGCCUGCUAUGACUCAAACCACAGUGAAGUUCUCAUUCCUAGACAAGCUGAUCUGGAUGAAACCUUCUCGGUGCUUCCACGAAUGUCAUAUCCUCAGCCAUUUGUGGACAGGCCUCAGAGAACUGAUGUCUUGCUGAUGUCCCCGUGGCUGGCUCCCAUCGUGUGGGAAGGCACCUUCAACAGAGACAUCCUGAAUGCCCAGUACAGACAAAAAAAUUCCGUUGUCGGGGUGGCCACAUUUGCAGUUAAAAAAUAUGUCCGGUUCAUAGAAGGGUUUCUUGGCUCCGCAAACAAAUUCUUCCUCUCCGGGCACAGGGUCAACUUCUAUCUCUUCACUGACCACCCAGAGAAAGUCCCAUCUAUGAAGCUGGCCCCUGAGAAGCGUCUCUUCGUCAUCCCUGUCCAGAACUACCCACGGUGGCAGGACAUUUCCAUGAACCGCAUGGACAUCAUUAGCAGCCACAUCCGCAGUUGCUGGCGCUACGAAGUAGACUAUCUUUACUCCAUGGACAUCGACGUCCAGCUAUUCGAGCACAUUGGGGUGGAGAUCAUCGACACACUUGUGGGGACCAUCAGCUCCUGGCAAUACACCGAACCCCGGGAGAACAACUCAUAUGAGAGGCGGCAGGAGUCGCGAGCUGCCAUCCCCAUUGGGGAAGGGGAUUUCUACUAUGCGGCCAGCUUCUACGGAGGGAGCGUGUCUGAAGUCUACAAGUUGACCACAGCUUGCUACAAAGGGAUCACGGAGGACAGAGCUAGUGGCAUUGAAGCCAAGUGGCAUGAGGAAAGCCACCUGAAUAAAUACCUCCUGUACCACAAGCCGACACGCCUGCUGUCCCCAGAGUACUACUGGGAUGAGGAGCUGAUCAGACCUCUCAUUGUCAAGGUUAAGAGGUUGUCCUCAGUGCACAAGGAUCUGAAAGAAGUCAGGUUCUGAAGGAAGGAAGAGAAA
Trachemys scripta elegans is the source of this 1161-nucleotide messenger RNA. Its product is annotated as histo-blood group ABO system transferase 2-like. Gene Ontology annotation, cellular component: vesicle; membrane; Golgi apparatus. Gene Ontology annotation, biological process: carbohydrate metabolic process; G protein-coupled receptor signaling pathway. Bases 1 to 1146 code for a protein of 381 amino acids. NCBI's taxonomy places the organism in Eukaryota, Metazoa, Chordata, Testudines, Emydidae. The record is from RefSeq and is a predicted model, not a curated record. Gene Ontology annotation, molecular function: G protein-coupled receptor activity; hexosyltransferase activity; olfactory receptor activity. The transcript is spliced from 5 exons.